GUGUGAAAAACCUGUCCGUCUGCUUAAUUCUUCCAGCCUUAACUUGGUGGGUUCUUUAGCAUCAACAUCACUUUGUGAAUGCACUUUAGCCUGAAUGGGACCAUCAAAAUUUCUCCAGUUUUGGUGUGGAUGCACUAUCUCAAAAUACAAUAAUUGCAGAAAGAGCAGCACAUUAGUUAGACUAAAGGCAGAACAUAUUUUCAGCACAAGUCAGUGCAAUCAUUCGAGAGGCAACACUGAUCCCGAGGCAACUGCUGUGAAAUGGACGAUCUAGAUAGAUAGAAGGUGUACCUGCAUGGGGGAGCUCAGAAAGUUCGGGCUCCUUUAGGAGCUCAACAUGCCAUCACGUCUUGUUGGGGCGCCGGAAACUAAGCUCUGAUUGAUGGACCUCACGGAGAAGGAUAAGGAGGAGCCGUCGAGGAAAAGGAGGGAGACAAGGAAGGUGCUGGAUCCUGUCAGGAUUGCGGGGAAGAAGAGGAGGAACAAUGAUGACAGGAUUCUUGAGGAGGAUUACAAGAAUGUCUUAAUCGACAAUCCAACCACAGCCACAGUUUCUGAUCCUGUUAUUGAAUCAAGUGCCAAAAAUGAAGUCGAGCAAUCUGGUGCUCAACUGCCAGUCCUUGAGGAUAUCUCGAGGCUGUUUGAUGGUUCGGUGAGUUCUUCAUUGGGCGCCAUGAGACCCCUUGUUGAGAAGCUUGGCAUACUGCUAGCUCCUGCUCAGGAACACUACAAGAGGUUGCCCAAGAGGAUCAAGGAGGGGGUGCACCUUCUCAAGGAUGAUGUUGAGGUGAUAAGCUCCUACCUUGAUGAACUGUCAGAGUUGGAGGACCCUCCCCCGGUGGCCAUAUGCUGGAUGAAUGAGGCACGCGAUUUGUCUUACGAUAUGGUAGAUUACAUUGACAGCUUAUUAUUUGUGCCGCCUGACCGUUUCAUCAAAAAGAGGCUUAAGUGGUACAAACAAAUUGCAUUCAUAGCGCAGGUGUCAGAACAUGGUACCAAGACCAGUAAAAUCAUUCAUGUUAAUGUCCCUCGUCUUCCCAGUAAGCCCAAGAUUGCAGAAACAAUAUCGGAAUUCAGGAUCUAUGUCCAGGAGGCUUUUGAACGGCACGACAGGUAUAAGCUCCAGUGUUGCAGCACCUUGAGGAGGCGUAGAUUCUUGUCCGCUGGCAGUAUGCUUCCAAUGCCCUAUGAUGAAGUUGCACAAAUUGUAAUCGAUGGGCGUAUGAAUGAGUUUAUCUGCUCACUGGCCGCUAAUGAUACGGCAGGUCAGCAGCAGCUCAAGGUGGUAUCUGUUCUUGGAUCUGGGUGUCUUGGUAAAACUACACUUGCCAAUGUGUUGUAUGAAAGAAUUGAGAUGCAAUUCGAAUGCAGAGCUUUCAUCCGAGUGUCCAGAAAGUCUGAUAUGAAGAGACUUUUCAGUGACUUGUUCUCGCAACUCCACAAGAAGCAGCCACUACCUGCCAGCUGUAAUGAGCUUGGCAUCAGCGACAAUACCAGCAAACAUCUGCAACAUAAAAGGUAUCUAAUUGUUAUUGAUGAUUUGUGGGAUGCAUCAGUGUGGGAUAUUAUUAAAUAUGCUUUUCCAAAUGGAAACUGUGGCAGCAGAAUAAUAAUAACUACACAGAUUGAAGAUGUUGCAUUAACAUGUUGCUGUGAUCAUACAGAGCAUGUUUUCGAGAUGAAACCUCUCGAUGAUGCUCACUCAAGAAUGCUAUUCUUUAACAGGCUUUUUGGUUCGGAAAAUGACUGUCCAGCAGAAUUCAAACAAGUUUCAAACGAAAUUAUUGAUAUAUGUGGUGGUUUGCCACUAGCGACAAUGAACAUAGCUAGUCAUUUGGCGAACCAGCAAACAGCAGUUUCACUGGAUUUGCUUACAUACAUACGUGAUUCGUUGAGAUCCCAUUUGUGGUCAAGUUCUACUUCAGAAAGAACGAGACAAGUACUGACACUCAGCUACAAUAAUCUCCCUCAUUAUCUGAAGACAUGUUUGUUGUAUCUUCACAUGUAUCCAGAGGGCUCCAUAAUCUGGAAGGAUGAUCUUUCGAUGCAAUGGGUAGCUGAAGCCUCCAUCGUUACACAAAAAGGGAAAGGGCAAUAUCAAGACCGGUUGAAGAAAGCUGCAGGAAUCUGUUUUGAUGAACUUAUUGAUAGAAGAUUCAUCCAACCUUCAUAUAUCAACUACAACAAUGAGGUAUUGUCCUGUACGGUCCAUGAUGUAGUACGUGAACUUAUUGCACACAAGUCUGCAGAAGAGAAUUUCAUUGUGGUAGUAGACUACAAUCGAAAGAAUAUAGCACUUUCCCAUAAGGUUCGCCGACUAUCUCUCAUCUUUGGUGAUGCAAAAUAUGCCAAGACACCAGAAAACAUCACAAAGUCACAGGUUCGAUCACUCAGAUUUUUUGGAUUAUUCGACUGUAUGCCUUGUAUUAGAGAUUUCAAGGUUCUUCGUGUCCUAAAUCUUCAACUAUCUGGUCAUUGUGGCCUCCAUGACCCCAUAGACCUCACUGGGAUUUCAGAGCUGUUUCAGCUAAGAUAUUUGAAGAUUGCAAGUGAUGUUUGCAUAAAACUACCAAACCAUAUACGAGGGCUGCAAUGUUUGGAAACGCUGGAUGUUAUGGAUGCAACAAGAGUCACUGCUAUUCCAUGGGAUAUUAUACAUCUCCCACACUUGUUCCACCUGGCUCUUCCGGUUGACACAAAUCUGCUAGGCACCAUGACUGAUUCCGUCGUCAGUCUGUGGAGCCUUUGCAAGCUGAACUACCUGCAAGAUCUUUAUCUUACCAUUUCUUCUACACCUUGUUCUGGCCAUCCGGAGAAAAACAUGGAAUCUCUAGGCUCUUUACUAGAAGGACAUGGCAGCCUGAAAAAUAUAGUCGUGUCUCAUGGCCCAUCGGUUAAAGAUAUUGUGGUUCCCGGUGCCUCAAAAGUAAUCAUUUCCUGGGAUGACUUGGAGCCUCCCCCUCUUCUCCAGAGAUUUGAAUGCUCGCCACACAGCUGCGUCAUAUUUUCCCAAAUUCCUAAAUGGCUUAAAGAACUUGGUAACCUGUGCAUUCUGAAGAUGGCAGUAAUGGAACUGCAGAUGAGUUCUGUUGAUAUUCUCAGAGGAUUGCCUGCCCUCAUUGAUCUGUCGCUGUAUGUGCAGUGGGCACCAGGUGAAAGGAUCAUCUUUGACAAGGCGGCCGGGUUCUCAGUUCUCAAGUACUUCAAAUUGAGGUGCACAAGUGGUAUCCCGUGGCUAAAAUUUGAGGCGGAUGCAAUGCCUAAUCUCUGGAAGCUCACGCUAGGUUUCAAUGCCAUUCCCCGAAUGGACCAACAUCAACUAAUCCGCAUCGAGCAUAUGCCAGACCUUAAAGAGAUCUCCGUAAAAUUUGGGGGUGCAGCUGCUCAUAUAGAGUAUGCCGUGAGGUCUGUCGUUAGUAAUCAUCCAAGAAAUCCUACAAUCAACAUGCAAUUGGUGAAUUCUAGUUCCUAUGGUGAUGAAAGCACAGAACAGAGCCUUCCAAUAAACUGGGCUCCCGAGUCAUGUGCGGCCGAUGCGGUUGCUGAUGUGGAGCCACUCCGUCGCCUCUCUGACAACCUCGCCACAGCCUUCCACUCACCGGAUGACUUCGCCUUCCUUGCCGAUAUGUGCAUUGCCAUGCCCGGCGCGCCCGACCUGCACGUGCACCGCUACAUGCUCUCUGUGCGGAGUCCCUUCCUCCACGCAUUCUUCGCACGCCGUGCCUCUGUGGAGGGCAACAGGUUGGAACUCUGGGAACUUCUGGGCGAGAAGGUGGAGGUCGGGUAUGAGGCACUGCAGCUAGUGCUCGAGUACCUGUACAGCGCCCGCUUCCAUGUCCUUCCCAGGCCGGCAUGUGUCUGCGUCGACAUGGAUGGUUGCGCGCACGUCAGCUGCCACCCCGUCAUCUCCUUCAUGGUGCAGGUCCUCUUUGUUACAUUCACCUUCCAGAUCACCGAGCUCACCAACUACUUCCAGCGGCAUCUCCUUGAUGUCCUUGAUGAUGUUGAAGUGGAUAACCUUCCAUUGAUAUUAUCUGUUGCAAACUUGUGCAAUAAAUCUUGCAUGAAACUGCUCGAUAGAUGCCUUGAGAUGGUAGUCCGGUCAAAUCUUGAGAUGAUUACUCUUGAGAAAGCAUUGCCUCCAGAUGUUAUGAAGCAAAUUACUGAUGCACGGCUAAGUCUUGGGUUAGUUUCACCUGAAGACAAGGGAUUUCCUUACAAACAUGCAAGAAGGAUACUCAGAGCUCUUGACUCUAGUGAUGUGGAGCUGGUGAGGAUGCUGCUCAAGGAAGGGCAGACUAACCUUGAUGAUGCAUUUGCAUUGCACUAUGCUGUAGAACAUUGUAACUCAAAGAUCACAACUGAACUUCUGGACAUUGCACAUGCAAAUGUCAAUCACAGAAAUCCAAGAGGUUAUACUGUUCUUCACAUUGCUGCCAGGCGAAGAGAUCCUAAAAUUCUUGUCUCUCUUUUAACCAAAGGUGCUCGGCCUUCUGAUCUUACAUUUGAUGGAAGAAAAGCAAUUCAAAUAGCAAAGAGACUCACAAAACAUAGGGAUUACUUUGGGAUUACUGAAGAAGGAAAACCGUCUCCUAAAGAUAGGUUAUGCAUUGAGGUACUGGAGCAAGCUGAAAGAUGGGAUCCACAAGUUGGAGAAGCAUCGGUUUCUCUUGCAAGGGUUGGUGACUGUGAACCUGGAAAGUUGUUGUACCUUGAAAACCGAGUUGGUUUGGCAAGGAUACAUUUUCCAGUCGAGGCAAGAGUAGCAAUGGACAUUGCUCAACUGGAUGGUACUUCGGAAUUUAUCCUUGGUUCUAGUGCAGAUCCACCUCCAGAGAUACAACAGGCAACUGUUGAUCUAAAUGAAACUUCUUUGAUAAUGAAUGACGAACACUUGGCUCGGAUGAGGGCCCUCUCCAAAACAGUUGAACUUGUUAGGCGCUUCUUUCCGCGUUGUUCGAAUGUGCUGGACAAGAUCAUGGAUGAUGAAUCUAAGCUGGCUUCUCUCGGAAAAGAAGCAUCCAUGGAGAAGAGGAGGUUCCAUGACGUGCAUGACUCGCUUCAGAAGGCAUUCAGCGAGGACAAGGAGUCGUCUUGUUUGACAAGUUUAUAGCUCCAAUGCCGAUGGGUGACAUGAAAAGCAGCCAAAAUGCAUGUCUGGAUUAUAGUACAAUAUAUCAGAUUGGAGUACAACUGGAAAGCAGCCAGGAGGCAAUAGUCAAGGAGUGCUCCUUAGAAAAGGAACGAGUGAAUGCUUCGUGUGCUCUCCGCGCGCGACAAAUGGUGCACGCGGAGCUCUCCCGCGCGCGCAAACCAACCAAAGUGGUUGGUUUCUGGUUUUUCCUUUCCGGUUUAUGGACAGUUCGACCCCCUAUUACCUAGUGGCAGUGUGUGACCAACAUAUAAGGGGAGGCUUGCACGGCCAUAGAAAUGCUAGAAGCACACGUAAAGGAAGCACAUUGCACCUAAAGCGCGUGCUCAUGUGAAAAUUCACGUGGACUUAGGACUUUGGACGCUUGACGCGACGAUGGUCUAGGGCGAGCUGAGCUGAUGAUAUAUUCCGAAACGACUCUUUCAUGACCGCGCAUUGCAGCGAACUAAUUACAAUAUCUAUCUUUCAAAAUCUAUCUUUCAAAAUCUAUCUUUCAAAAUAUAUAUCUUUCAAAGAUUCACUGAAAAGACAGUUGGCGGGUCUCUUUGUAUGUCUUGUCCGGAAAGAGGAGGACUUAAUGAUUAUUCGUUCGCCGGAACCAGAAGUAAAAAUUGUUGGCUUAAACCUAUAACCAUCUUUCGGCUAACCUAGCCUCCUCCGUCCCUCCGUACCAACAAGGGGUAGUACAGGAAUAUUGACCUGUUGUCCAUCGACUACGCCUUUCGGCCUGAUCUUAGGCCCUGACUCACCCUCCGUGGACGAACCUUGCGGAGGAAACCUUGGGUUUUCGCCCACUUGGAUAUUGAGCAUUUACCCAUAAGAAUAGGAUUAUUUUCAAUGAGUAGUUGUAGGUGCAACUUCGGAAAAGAGAAUCCAAUAUAAUUUCGCCUAUAAAAGAAGGAUUACUUUUCCUUGGUAAUAUAUAGGAAGAAGGGGUCAUCUUUUUCUUUUUUAGGGAUAGGAAAAUUUCGUCGAUAUGGUUCAUUUUAUAUAUAGCAUAACAAUCUUGGGCAAGAGUUUAUGAUCAUAUAUGUAUUC
Triticum urartu is the source of this 6190-nucleotide messenger RNA. Lineage: Eukaryota; Viridiplantae; Streptophyta; Magnoliopsida; Poales; Poaceae. The record is from RefSeq and is a predicted model, not a curated record.